This is a messenger RNA of Cannabis sativa, 1643 nucleotides long. RefSeq names its product protein DJ-1 homolog B. Gene Ontology annotation, molecular function: protein deglycase activity. Gene Ontology annotation, cellular component: cytosol; nucleus. The transcript has 8 exons. The record is from RefSeq and is a predicted model, not a curated record. Gene Ontology annotation, biological process: guanine deglycation, glyoxal removal; protein deglycation, glyoxal removal. The coding region runs from base 86 to 1405 and encodes 439 amino acids. NCBI's taxonomy places the organism in Eukaryota, Viridiplantae, Streptophyta, Magnoliopsida, Rosales, Cannabaceae.
AUCCAACAACAGUGUUUUAGAGCUCUUUUUUAAGUGAGCUCUCGAAAACUCUUCAAUGAAACCCAUCCUAUAAAUACCAAUCCAAAUGGCAGCAUUACUCCAUUUUCCUCCUCUUUCUCACUCUCUCUCUUUUCUCCCUUACAAUUCAAAAUCUCCAAAUCUCUUCUUCACUCCCAAACGCCAAACCAACCGAUUCCUUCUCUUCUCCGCCACCGCCAUGGCUGCUGCUCCUCCCACUGCUCGCAAGGUUUUGGUUCCGAUCGCUAAUGGUACGGAGCCGAUGGAAGCGGUGAUCACCAUUGAUGUUUUGCGAAGAGCUGGAGCUGAUGUUACCGUUGCUUCUGUGGAGAAGGAGCUUCGUGUUGAUGCUUGUCAUGGUGUUAAGAUCAUCGCUGAUGCUUUGAUUACUGAUUAUGGAGAACAAGGAAUCUUCGACCUCAUUACUCUACCUGGAGGCAUGCCUGGAGCUACCAAUCUUAAAAACAGUGGAAUUCUAGAAAGCAUGGUCAAGAAGCAGGCUGCAGAUGGGCGGCUUUAUGCUGCAGUUUGUGCUUCCCCUGCGGUGGCUCUCGGAGCUUGGGGUUUGUUGAAGGGUGUAAAAGCAACGUGUUAUCCGGCAUUUAUGGAACAAUUAGCCUCUACUGCAAAUGCUGUUGAAUCAAGAGUGCAAAUGGAUGGAAAAGUUGUAACAAGUCGUGGACCUGGGACUACAAUGGAAUAUGCUGUUGCACUGGUUGAGCAGUUGUAUGGGAAGGAAAAAGCUGAUGAAAUUUCUGGCCCGCUGGUAAUGCGAUCCAACCAUGGUGAAGACUAUACUAUAAAGGAGCUUAAUCCUGUGCAAUGGACAUUCAAUGAUGGCCCUAGAAUUCUUGUACCUAUUGCCAACGGUACAGAGGAAAUGGAAGCUGUUAUGAUCAUUGAUAUUUUACGAAGAGCAAAAGCAAAUGUAGUUGUGGCGUCUGUUGAGGAUAAAGUAGAAAUUCUGGCUUCUCGCCAAGUCAAACUCGAAGCAGAUAUGCUUCUCGACGAGGCCGCCAGACUUUCGUACGAUGUCAUAGUUUUGCCAGGCGGACUUGGUGGUGCUCAAGCUUUUGCAAACUCAGAAAAGCUAGUAAACUUGUUAAAGAAGCAACGGGAAUCGAAUAGACCUUACGGAGCCAUCUGUGCUUCCCCAGCUCUAGUCCUCGAGCCCCACGGCUUGCUCAAGGGGAAAAAAGCAACAGCAUUUCCUGCUAUGGCGAACAAACUGUCGGAUCAGAGCGAAGCCGAAAACAGGGUGGUGGUGGAUGGAAACCUAAUCACCAGCAGAGGUCCAGGAACUUCCAUGGAGUUUGCUCUGGGCAUUGUAGAGAAACUGUUCGGACGGGAGAAAGCGUUGGAGCUUGCCAAGACAAUGCUAUUGUAAGCCUCUACUCCCAUAACAUCUCUCUCUAUAUAUAUAUCUAUAUCUAUAUAUAUAUAUAUAUAAAUGAGAUGAUAGAAGUGGUUGGAUUCAUGUUUGAAUAUGAAUCCACUAGGCUUACUUACUCACGUACGUGAUGUUGGUUGUGUAUAAAAUAAAGUCCCAAAGAUUUGGUUUUCAACAUUUUAUGUGUCUCUGAAAUGAUCUUAUUUGAGUUAUCUCAUCAAUUACUGUUUUGCUA